GCACAGCGGACACCAGGACUCCAAGAUGGCGUCAGUCGUACCAGUGAAGGACAAGAAACUUCUAGAGGUCAAACUGGGGGAGCUGCCAAGCUGGAUCUUGAUGCGGGACUUCAGCCCUAGUGGCAUUCUCGGAGCAUUUCAAAGAGGUUACUACCGGUACUACAACAAGUACAUUAACGUGAGGAAAGGGAGCAUCUCGGGGAUUACCAUGGUGCUGGCAUGCUACGUGCUCUUCAACUACUGCAUUUCCUACAAGCAUCUCAAGCACGAGCGGCACCGCAAAUACCACUGAAGAGGACACGCUCUGCACCACCCCCAACCCCAUGACCUUGGCCUGAGCCCCGCCGUGAGGAACACAAUCUCGAUCGUUGCUGAAUCCUUUCAUGUCCUAAUGGGAAUUAACCUCCAAAUAAAAGAUGACUGGUAUGUGUAAAAAAAAAAAAAA
Molecule: messenger RNA, 445 nt
Organism: Piliocolobus tephrosceles (Ugandan red Colobus)
Lineage: Eukaryota; Metazoa; Chordata; Mammalia; Primates; Cercopithecidae
Product: ATP synthase subunit f, mitochondrial
Exons: 1
Coding region: 26-292 (88 amino acids)
Biological process (GO): proton motive force-driven mitochondrial ATP synthesis
Cellular component (GO): proton-transporting ATP synthase complex
Molecular function (GO): proton-transporting ATP synthase activity, rotational mechanism
Source: RefSeq, a predicted model, not a curated record